UGACGGCUUGAUAGAUAAUUUUCUCUACAAGAACUCCCCCUCCUUGCCAAUACAAAUCUUUCAAAAUCAGCAUCUUUCGUAAAAUAGAUAAGAACUUUAUUUUAGGAAAGUCUCAGGCUAUGAAUAUCUAUUUCACUGGCUUAAAACCGUCAAAUCAAGCCUUACAAUUCUAGUGUUAACAUAUCGCUCGCUUAGUAUAUUCAAGAACAUUUACCGUGAAUUUUUUCAAGUCGCUUGAAAUUUUAUAGAAUAAUUUAUUAAAUAAUUCCUUUUUAUUAGUGAUGGCAGGAAAACCGGAAUUACAGAAAGGCUACCUGGGUCCACAAUCAAAGUUUGCAGAAUUCGGACUCAGCACUGCUAGCCAUCAGGAUCCAGAGAUAAACAUUGACUCCAACCAGCUUGAAGUGAAAAUACGUUUCAGUAAGCCGACCAAAGUUACUGCAAACCUUACCAACUGCGCUAAAAAUGAGGAAUUACCACAGCACGUGUUCACGCAGACGAGAGAUGACGUCGUAACCUUCACUGUUUCUCUACCGGAAGUUGGUUGGUACAAACUCCAAAUAUUCGCUUUGCUUCUACCAGACGACAGUAAAACACUUCCGGGUGUUUAUAACUAUCUGAUAAACUGCUCAAGAGUGUCUUCUGCUAUCGUUAACUUCCCGAAACAGUUUGCCCAGUGGAAAGAGGGUUGCUAUAUCGUGUCACCUAUUUACCUCGACCCCAACGUCAGUUUGGCAAACACUAAAUUUGAGGCGUUUAUUCCAAAGGUCAAAUCGGCAGCUGUGGUGGUAGACGGGAACUGGACUCACCUCAACCAAAAUGCCGCCGGUCUGUGGGAGGGAACAGUCAACCUUGACUCAUACCGUUUCAAGGACGCAAAGGUCACGCUGAAUGCCAACUACGGGGAAGACAAUAAGUUUUCCACUCUUCUAGAAUACAAGAUCUAACUUUAACGUUGACUCUGUAAUCAAGCUAAUAAAGCAUUUUAUUACAUAUUUAUAUCGGCAUAUCAAAUAUGGCUUUUAAUAAUACAUGUAGAGUAGCUAUCUGAUAUUAUACUGGUCUUGUAUUGAUACUCAGAAAAAGUUUUUCGCUGAUAAUCAAGUCUGAACGAGGCAUGCAACUGCAUUUAUUUUAUGCACUGUGUGCACCCAGUCUAUAAAAGAUUGACACGUUCAGUCUGCAUGCAUAAGUGGAUAAAAAUUAGUGAUUCUUAAAGUUCACAAUAUCACCUAAAAUUUCUCAAACCGUCUUUGAUAUUUCUUCAUGUGUGAAAACUUUGUGUAAAAUAAAUAUUUCUGAAAAUAAAUGAUGUUGAAAAUA
Messenger RNA from Ruditapes philippinarum (Manila clam), 1323 nucleotides. Its product is annotated as kyphoscoliosis peptidase-like. Bases 282 to 947 code for a protein of 221 amino acids. The record is from RefSeq and is a predicted model, not a curated record. NCBI's taxonomy places the organism in Eukaryota, Metazoa, Mollusca, Bivalvia, Venerida, Veneridae. The transcript is spliced from 2 exons.